AUGGCGGAGCUCAAGGCGGAGGCCUCGGCGCGUCCUCACGCGGAUCGCGAUCGCAAUUGUGAGUUUCUAGCUGAUUCUCGGGAGGAUCCUAGUUCUCGGGUGGAACAAGAAGGUGUAGGGCUAGAUUCUAGGAGGGAUGAUGUUCGCAAGGAUGAGCAGCUUGAUUUGGAGCGCGCCUCGGUAGCUCCUGGUGCCAGCGACGCUGAGGAGGACAAGAAUGUCGAGGUAGUGAGGAGGGUAGAUGAUCCUGGAAUUGAUCAAAAGGAGGGAGAAAGGAGGUUUCAUGGAGAGAAGGUCGAGGAUGAUUUGAAUGAGGGAGAGAAAAACAUCCAGGACGAUGGAAGGGAAGAGAAGAAGCUCGAGGAUGAGAGGGAGAAAAAGAUCCAGGAAGAGAAGAAGCUCGAGGAUGAGGGAGAGAAAAAGAUCCAGGAGGAAGAGGGGAAGGUCGAGGAUGAUCGAAGUGAGAGAGAGAAAAAGAUCCAGGACGAGCAAGAGAAGAAGAUCGAGGAUGAUCGAAAUGAGGGAGAGAAAAAGAUCCAGGACGAGCAAGAGAAGAAGAUCGAGGAUGAUCGAAAUGAGGGAGAGAAAAAGCUCCAGGACGAUCUAGAAGUCGCUGGGAGCCAGGAGGAAAUGCCGAUGGAGGCUGCAGGCGACCCGACCAAGCCAAAGAUCUUGCGGACGUUCGAGAGGAGGAAAAAGCCGAUGAAGGUGUUCGAGAGAAGGAAGAAGAAGGUAGAUGGUGAGGCUUCGGGUGGGAACGAGGACACUGAGAAGAAGGAGGCCAUAGGUGCUGAGAAGAAAAAACUCAAGAGGCCGAGGCCGGAUGAUGGUGAGGAUACAAAGCUGGCGCAGGAGGGCAAAGUCGCGAAGAAACCGAAGGAAGGAAAGCAGCGCAACCUGAAAGAGAAGCUAAGGGAAGAAAAACAGGGCACUUCCAAGGAGCAGUCAAAGGAAGGGAAGCUGAAAAACGUGAAGCAGACCAAGAAGCUGUUAAAGUGUCAGUCCGAUGACUCAAAGAAGGAGUCGGGCGAUGCAAAUGGUUUAUCGAGCGAGCGUAAAAGAACUCAGGACAGCGAAAAGAAAAAGGUCGAAAAGAAAGCCCUGAAGAGAUCGAGUGAUGCUGACAUUAAGGAUACAAAGCAGGCGAAGAAGAACAAGGCCUCGAAGGAGACGACGGAGAAGCAGGACAUUUUGAAGGAGCAGCUGAAGGAAGGGAAAAAGGAGACGCUGAAAGAAGGAAAGAAGGAGAAGCUGAAAGAAGGAUUGAAGGACAAGGAGAAGGAAAAGUGGAACGAUGUGAAGAUCAAGGAUCGGCCGAACCUGUUCAGGUCUCAGUCCAAUGAUUCAAAGAAGAAGGAGGCGAAAGUGUCUACUUCCAAAGAAUCUAGCGACGGCAAAAGACCUGAGGUGGAAGAUGCUAAAAAGCCCCUGAAGACUCUUCAUGUGGAGCCCGAGGCCCUGAAUAAUACGUUGGAGGCAAUCUCUACUCCGGUUUCGAGGCUUCUUGACGGUGGAGGUUCAAACAAAGUUCGUGAAGCUUACGAAGCUGCGAAAGAAUUGAAGCAGCGUCGCCUAGCCCUGAAAGAGGAAACGGCGUCGGCAUCCAUGAAGUUUCUGAAAGCAGCGGCUGAAUCAAAGCAGCAAACGCAAUCGGACUCGCCUGUUUUCAAGGAACCUACACCGGACAAUACAAGUCCCGCCGAGAAAGAGAAGCAUGGAAGCGACGCUAAGAAACUCAAGGAAAGGGAGAAAGGAAUAGCGCUGGAGACUUUCCAGGGGAUGCUUGAAACGCUCACGCGAGCCAAAGAGAGCAUUCAAAAAACUACGCUCUUUGCGAUGGAUUGCGCAAACAAAGGAAUCGCCAAACAGGUCAUGGAUGCUAUAAUGCGCAAACUUAAGAGGGAACGCGAACACAAGAAGCGCGUAGAUUUGUUGUUCUUGGUGGAUUCCAUGGCGCAGUAUCAUCAUCACAAAGGUGGACCGGAUUAUGCUUCUAUCGUGGAAGGCUGUCUUGCUCGUUUCCUGACUGCCGUCGCUCCUCCAAACAGCCCCUCGGAAAAUCGCCAGCAGUGUGUGAAGGUGGUGAACUUGUGGGUGAAGAGGAACAUCAUGAAAGAAACUCUCCUCAAGGACACCAUCGCCAGGCUCGGCAUGGAAGCGGGUCUCAACACCACACAGCGGCAGUACCAGCGUCACGACCGUGCAUUCCACGAUCCCAUGCGUGAGAUGGGCAGUGACAUGCUUGUGGACGAGUACGGCAGCAACACAAGCUUUCAGCUCCCUGGAUUUCUCGUCCGGAGGGACGACGAGGAGGACGAAGAGAUGGAGAUGGAGAUGGAGAUGGAGAUGGGAAUGGAUGUGUCUCCGGUGAAAGACCAUAAGCUCAAGGUGGCUAUGGAGGAAGCGCCAGAGCCCCAAAACGGUAGGACCCUCGUGGUGAAAAGAGGCGUAGAGAGGCUUGCGCCGCUACCAACGUCGCCACCACCAUCGCCCCCGCCGCUACCAGCGAUGCCACCGCCAUCUCCUCCUCGGCCUCCGAGCUCGCCGCCUCCGCCAUACCCGUCGACCAUUAUCCAGCAAACUUGGCAGCAGCAUCGACGGCAGUGAUUACCUUCUCAUCGUAUCUUGUAAAAAAAAAUGGAAACCGGUGGGGCUGGUUCUUCCUUUCUAUAUACUCGAAUCGCUCUCUCGUUUUUAAUCCUGGGAAGAGAUAUCAGAUGCGAACGAAGUGAUAUCUAUCCGAUCAUUUUGCAACGCCGCGAUGAGAUGAUGCUUUGCGGUAAAAUCCCAGGGACCAAUCCUUUUUUGUACUUGACUACUGUUAAACGAAUAUUCAGUCAAAGUCAAAGGGAUAUGCUUCUUGAUUCGAAA
This is a messenger RNA of Selaginella moellendorffii, 2871 nucleotides long. RefSeq names its product ENHANCER OF AG-4 protein 2. The record is from RefSeq and is a predicted model, not a curated record. Bases 1 to 2607 code for a protein of 868 amino acids. Lineage: Eukaryota; Viridiplantae; Streptophyta; Lycopodiopsida; Selaginellales; Selaginellaceae. The transcript has 7 exons. Gene Ontology annotation, molecular function: transcription coregulator activity; double-stranded DNA binding. Gene Ontology annotation, cellular component: nucleus. Gene Ontology annotation, biological process: regulation of transcription by RNA polymerase II.